Effrenium voratum is the source of this 709-nucleotide messenger RNA. The record is from the annotation of a GenBank genome assembly. NCBI's taxonomy places the organism in Eukaryota, Dinophyceae, Suessiales, Symbiodiniaceae.
AAGCCGAUUUUGCUCAGAAGUGAAUUCAUUGGCAGUGGUGUUGGCCUGCCAAUCUGGGGUCAUGCCCAUUUCUAUCCUGACAGCGCCGCAUUCUAUAUGCGCCAUCAUACAAUAUGGCUAUCCAGCUGUGCAGUACAUCCGCAAGGUCAAGGAAAGAGAAGAGAUGUCCACGAUUGACUAUGUGCAGUUUACCGUGUAUGCCGUGAUUUGCUCGAUUUGGUUGUACCUGGAGCCUGCCAUCCUUUGGGUAUUGGUGGAGUACUGCCCCCUGUACCUGGAGAUGAAGAUCCUUUUCUUCCUCUGGCUGGCGAGCAACGAGCACAAGGGAGCCGCCUGGUUGUGGUACAAGCACAUCCAGCCAGCGCACAAGAGCUUGGACGACAAAUACUACGAGCCCCUCAUGGCGAUGGUGAUGAAGAUGAAGCUAGACAUGCCUGCGACGCACACCCCGGCCUCGGAAGUGAGCGACAAAAACGAGGCCAUCCAGGAGCUGCUGGAGAAGAAGGAAAAAGACACCUGAGAAGCGCUGCUCACAGGCGGCAGCUGCGCUGUUUCACCUCGAGCCAGAUUUGGCGGCCUGGGCUCGUGGCUUUGGGCGGUCUGGGGACAGUCCCACGGCCAGCCCCAAGUCCUAAGCCAAGAAAUGGCCGCGCGCGGCAGUUUCAUGCAGAACAGACAGCCGGACAAGCCGGAGCCGGACAGAGCGGCG